Messenger RNA from Vigna umbellata (rice bean), 4537 nucleotides. It is a transcript of the gene GUN5, whose product is annotated as magnesium-chelatase subunit chlH, chloroplast, putative / Mg-protoporphyrin IX chelatase, putative (CHLH). NCBI's taxonomy places the organism in Eukaryota, Viridiplantae, Streptophyta, Magnoliopsida, Fabales, Fabaceae. Gene Ontology annotation, cellular component: chloroplast. The record is from RefSeq and is a predicted model, not a curated record. Gene Ontology annotation, biological process: chlorophyll biosynthetic process. Gene Ontology annotation, molecular function: magnesium chelatase activity.
CACAAAACACAAAAUCCAACAGUUCCAGAAACCCACAUAAGAGAAAGAACACACCUUUGAAAUGGGUGCAUAACUUUGGGAGCAGAACAGAACAAGCUCCUCAGUGCCCUGAGUUUUUCUUUCAAAGCAAUUUUCUCUUUGCUUGACUUGUGUUCCUUUCCCUUCUCUAGUCUUCAGUUUGUUGUAAGAGAAAUUGGUUGUUUUCUACUUACUUAACUUGAUCAUCAAUGGCUUCUUUAGUAUCUUCACCGUUUACUCUACCAAGCUCUAAACCUGACCAGCUUCAUUCUCUUGCCCAAAAGCGUCUUUUUCUUCAUUCUUUCCUUCCCAAGAAGGCUGGUUAUAAUGGUAGCUCAAAAUCCUCUCUGAGAGUGAAAUGUGCUGCCGUUGGCAAUGGUCUAUUCACCCAAACCAACCCAGAAGUUCGUAGAAUUGUCCCAGAGAAUGACCAAAACUUGCCAACGGUUAAAAUUGUGUAUGUGGUCCUUGAGGCCCAGUACCAAUCAUCUCUCACUGCUGCAGUCGUGGCUCUCAACAGUAAAAGGAAACAUGCUUCCUUUGAGGUUGUGGGUUACUUGGUUGAGGAGCUUCGAGACGCUUCAACGUACGAGACUUUCUGCAAGGACUUGGAGGAUGCUAACGUCUUCAUUGGGUCUUUGAUUUUUGUGGAGGAGCUUGCUCUCAAGAUCAAAGCUGCAGUUGAGAAAGAAAGGGACAGGCUUGAUGCAGUUUUGGUGUUUCCAUCAAUGCCUGAAGUGAUGAGGCUUAACAAGUUGGGUUCCUUCAGCAUGUCACAGCUUGGGCAAUCUAAGAGUCCCUUUUUCCAGCUUUUCAAGAGAAAGAAGCCUCAGUCUGCUGGCUUUGCCGACAGCAUGUUGAAGCUUGUGAGGACAUUGCCAAAGGUUUUGAAGUAUUUGCCAAGUGAUAAAGCUCAGGAUGCCAGGCUCUAUAUACUGAGUCUGCAAUUUUGGCUUGGAGGAUCUCCUGAUAACUUGCAGAAUUUCCUGAAAAUGAUUAGUGGAUCUUAUAUUCCAGCACUGAAAGGUACAAAGAUCGAGUAUUCUGAGCCGGUUUUGUACUUGGACAAUGGAAUUUGGCACCCUUUGGCUCCCUGUAUGUACGAUGAUGUGAAGGAGUAUUUGAAUUGGUAUGGUACUAGAAGGGAUGCAAAUGAGAAGCUGAAGUCUACGAAUGCACCUGUCAUUGGUUUGGUUUUGCAAAGGAGUCAUAUUGUGACUGGUGAUGAUGGACACUAUGUGGCUGUGAUCAUGGAGCUGGAAGCUAGAGGGGCUAAGGUCAUUCCCAUUUUUGCUGGUGGACUUGACUUUUCAGGGCCAGUGGAGAAGUUCUUCAUCGAUCCAAUUACGAAGAAACCGUUUGUGAAUUCUGUAGUAUCCCUCACUGGCUUUGCUCUUGUUGGAGGGCCAGCAAGGCAGGACCAUCCAAGGGCUGUUGAGGCUUUGAUGAAACUUGAUGUUCCUUACAUUGUUGCCCUGCCACUGGUGUUUCAGACAACAGAAGAAUGGCUCAACAGCACUCUUGGUCUGCAUCCAAUACAGGUUGCUCUUCAAGUUGCUCUGCCAGAGCUAGAUGGAGGCAUGGAGCCAAUCGUUUUCGCUGGUCGCGAUCCUAAAACAGGAAAAUCUCACGCUCUUCAUAAGAGAGUGGAGCAACUCUGCAUCAGGGCAAUCAGAUGGGCUGAAUUGAAAAGAAAAUCAAAGGAAGAGAAGAAACUAGCAAUCACCGUCUUCAGUUUCCCUCCGGACAAAGGAAAUGUGGGAACUGCUGCCUAUCUGAAUGUCUUUGCCUCCAUAUACUCAGUUAUGAAAGAACUAAAACAAGAUGGUUAUAAUGUUGACGGCCUUCCAGAGACUCCAGAAGCUUUGAUCGAAGACGUAAUUCAUGACAAAGAAGCUCAAUUCAGCAGUCCAAACUUGAACGUUGCUUACAAAAUGAGCGUUCGAGAGUACCAAAAUUUGACUCCUUAUUCCACGGCACUGGAAGAGAAUUGGGGGAAACCCCCUGGCAAUCUGAAUGCAGAUGGAGAAAAUCUGUUGGUAUAUGGGAAACAAUACGGUAAUGUCUUCAUAGGUGUUCAGCCUACAUUUGGCUAUGAAGGGGAUCCAAUGAGGCUGCUUUUCUCCAAAUCUGCCAGCCCUCAUCAUGGAUUUGCAGCAUUUUAUUCAUUUGUUGAGAAAAUCUUCAAAGCUGAUGCUGUGCUUCAUUUUGGUACGCAUGGUUCCCUUGAAUUCAUGCCUGGAAAACAGGUGGGGAUGAGUGAUGUCUGUUAUCCUGACAGUCUAAUUGGUAAUAUUCCAAAUGUUUAUUACUAUGCUGCAAACAACCCUUCUGAGGCCACCAUAGCCAAGCGCAGAAGUUAUGCAAACACCAUUAGCUAUCUGACUCCUCCAGCGGAAAAUGCUGGACUGUACAAAGGUCUUAAGCAGUUAAGUGAGCUCAUCUCCUCAUAUCAGUCCCUCAAAGACACCGGCCGUGGGGCACAAAUUGUGAGUUCAAUUAUCAGCACAGCUAAACAGUGUAAUCUUGACAAAGAUGUGACACUGCCAGACGAGGGUGAGGAGAUUCCACCUAAAGAGCGUGAUCUGGUGGUUGGACAGGUGUAUUCCAAGAUCAUGGAGAUUGAGUCUCGUCUGUUACCUUGUGGGCUUCAUGUCAUUGGAGAGCCUCCCUCAGCUAUGGAAGCAGUUGCUACACUGGUGAACAUUGCUGCACUUGAUCGUCCUGAAGAUAAUAUUUCUUCUCUUCCAUCAAUAUUAGCUGAAACUGUUGGAAGAGAUAUAGAAGAUGUGUACAGAGGAAGUAACAAAGGAAUAUUGAAGGAUGUAGAACUUCUUAGGCAAAUAACAGAGGCGUCACGUGGAGCAAUAACUUCCUUUGUGGAGCGCGCUACCAAUAGUAAGGGUCAAGUUGUUGAUGUAGCUGAUAAGCUUAGCUCAAUCCUUGGAUUUGGCAUAAAUGAGCCAUGGAUUCAGUACUUGUCAAACACCAAAUUUUACCGAGCUGAUAGGGAAAAACUUAGAAUCUUGUUUAUGUUCCUGGGAGAAUGCUUGAAGUUGGUUGUGGCUGAUAAUGAAGUGGGAAGUUUAAAGCAAGCCUUGGAAGGUAAAUAUGUGGAGCCAGGGCCUGGUGGUGAUCCAAUAAGAAAUCCUAAAGUUUUGCCAACGGGAAAGAAUAUCCAUGCCUUGGACCCACAAGCUAUUCCUACAACUGCUGCAAUGCAGAGUGCUAAAAUAGUGGUAGACAGGUUGAUUGAGAGGCAGAAAGUUGAGAAUGGUGGAAAAUAUCCAGAGACAAUUGCCCUUGUAUUGUGGGGAACUGAUAAUAUUAAAACAUAUGGUGAAUCACUGGCUCAAGUCUUGUGGAUGAUUGGUGUAUUGCCAGUGGCUGAUACCCUUGGUCGGGUAAAUCGGGUGGAACCUGUAAGUCUUGAAGAGCUUGGAAGGCCUAGGAUUGAUGUUGUUGUUAACUGCUCAGGAGUGUUUAGAGAUCUUUUCAUCAAUCAGAUGAACCUUCUAGACAGAGCAGUGAAAAUGGUUGCUGAAUUAGAUGAACCAGCAGAGCAAAACUAUGUAAGAAAGCAUGCGUUAGAACAAGCUCAAGCCCUUGGAGUUGAAGUUCGAGAGGCAGCAACUAGGAUCUUCUCCAAUGCCUCCGGCUCCUACUCCUCAAACAUAAACCUGGCUGUGGAGAAUUCGUCAUGGAAUGAUGAGAAGCAGCUUCAGGACAUGUAUCUUAGCAGAAAGUCUUUUGCCUUUGAUUGUGAUGCCCCUGGUGCUGGCAUGACUGAGAAAAGAAAAGUUUUUGAGAUGGCUCUCAGCACAGCAGAUGCCACAUUCCAAAACCUUGAUUCAUCAGAAAUUUCCCUCACUGAUGUUAGCCAUUACUUUGACUCUGAUCCAACUAAUCUGGUUCAAAAUCUAAGGAAAGAUGGGAAGAAGCCCAGUGCAUACAUUGCCGAUACAACUACAGCCAAUGCUCAGGUUCGCACACUUUCUGAGACAGUUAGACUUGACGCAAGAACCAAACUGUUGAACCCAAAGUGGUAUGAAGGCAUGUUGUCUACUGGGUAUGAAGGUGUUCGUGAGAUUGAGAAAAGACUGACCAAUACAGUGGGAUGGAGUGCAACUUCAGGCCAAGUUGACAACUGGGUGUACGAAGAAGCCAACACAACUUUCAUUCAAGAUGAGCAAAUGCUGAACAAGCUCAUGAACACUAAUCCAAACUCCUUCAGAAAGCUGGUGCAGACAUUCUUGGAAGCCAAUGGACGUGGUUACUGGGAAACUGCAGAAGAGAAUAUUGAGAAGCUCAGGCAGUUGUAUUCGGAGGUGGAGGACAAAAUUGAAGGCAUUGAUCGUUAAAGUUCAUAGCUAUUAUUGAAAAGACAAUACAACAUUGAAGCAAGAAAAAAAACACCUUUCUAAUGUGAUUUUGUUUACUUUUCUCAUUUUUUGAGAUCAAGUCUCUGUGCAGUUCUCAAAUCCAACCCAUGUGAACAAAUAAAGGUUCCGGUUCAAAA